AUGUCCGCAAGAGAGAACGAACAGUCGGAGCCAGAAAUCGACAGGGACAGCGUCGUCAGCCAUACCAACAACGACAGGGGCAAUACCAAUAUCAAUAGCCCUGAUACCAUCGAGAGCCCAUUGACGGCUCAACACCCGCACAUCAUCUAUUCCACCGUGCCUGCAACAACUACAACACCUUCUUCUUCUUUGUCCUUGGCGUUGUCAUCAACAAAAGCAACACGGACUAAUGCCACAAGCACUGCGGCUGCUUCUGCUGCAACCACCACAUAUGUGUCAGAAUCAAAGUCAGAGACCCUGGAUCUGGAUCUCGGCCCAACACAAGCUGCAAUGUUCUCUGCGCAGCUAGAUUCACUUGCCGUGGACAACAUGACGAGUGUAACCUCCUCCUUGGCCCAAGACACACUCCACCUCCGAGGAGAAAUCAAUCUCGAUGAUUCUCAGGAACUUCGCCCUCACCUCGAUCAAUGGACCCCUUCACUGCGUGAACAAGACGCCUCUCAUACCGAUAAUAGUUCAAACGCGUCCAAGGCGGAUGGACUUCGAUUCAAGGACCAUCCUAUCGACACCAUUGUCAGGGGUAUGGGACGGGAGCGAAAGAGAUCGACCAACGUGGCCUACGACGGGACAUCAUCUGACAGGAAGCGCAGGAAGAAUCUGCCUGAUUGGGGACUCAAGCAAUCUUCGUCCACUGUCACGACCACUUCGACAGAAACAGCUGCUCACCUCUUGAGAUUCUUGGAGAGACGACUCGACCAACGCUACCCAAACUCGACCUCGUUAUGCUCAGCGUCGAAACAGUCCAGCAAGUCCCUGUUCAAGCAAAAGACCAGUCUCGACUUUGACCCACUCCAUCUUUUGCAUUCCUGGUCGGCACCUUCACCUCACAAUUUUUCCGUCGUUCAGUCAACAACAACCCCAGUAUCGCCCACUUCAUCGUCAGCCUCCUCAUCAUCUCGCCGACGACGACUUGUGGGGCAUAAGCAACCGUAUCAUAACUCUCUUGACUGCCGACAACAGCACGCGUCGCUUGAGAAAUGCCAAUGCCGCAAGCGCGGGUUCGCAGAGGCGAUUGAGCUUUCUCGCCCUUUUACUAUGAAUGCCGACAUUGCCAGUCAUCAUCCCAACUGGAUCGAAUCUAUCAAAAAGCGCAAGGUUCACCAAAACGCCACCAAAUGGACCUCUGCACUCUCACCCGCGCCAUAUGUGCGACUGCUGACGCUGAGAAACUUUUGGGAAAUGAUGGGGCCACGACAAGAUCUUUCUUGGAGGGCAGGAGAUGAUACCCGAUUCGGACAGGAUGAAUCUGAGGAGGAAGAAGUCGAGGAUGUAGAGGAUGGUAAGGCCGAGAUGGAGUCAGCUCAGAUGGAGACAGAGAGUGCAGUGAGAUAUGCUGGUCGGGAACGCGCAAGGAGAAACCCUCAGCAGCCCAGUUGUGUCAGGAUAGUGAAGCAAUACCCGUGCCCUGGACACUUCUUGAGGGGUCUGUGGGAGGAAGAACUUCGGAACCAGCGGGUGCGACAAAUGAUUCCAGACACUGUGAGGAAGCCCGUUCGAGGCAAGAUCUACCACGCCAAGCCCAUCGCGACGAUGAUCAAACAGAACAAGCCAAGCUUGCUCAGUCUCUUGAGUGAGCCAUCGUCUUCAGGGUCCAAUUCACCAGCACCUGCAGUAGGAGGCGGAUUGGAUGACAGCACUGCUGAGAGCAAGGAUGAGGCCUGUGAAGCGGCCCAAGAAGCAAGCUCUAUAUCAUCUACCACAGAGUUGGAAGUGUCCCUCAAGAAGAAACACCGCGCCGCUGCAAUCAUUCGCUCGCAUGCAAUUACCGAAGGUUCAGACAUGUCCGAGUACAAACCCUGGAAGGAUGGCACAGUCACGCCUCGGCAAGGAAGUCUCCAGGCCCUCAAGGCAUCACGGUCCAACAUCAUGGACCCUUGGCCUGUCGAGGAAGCUAAAUCCAAGGAUGAAUGCAUGCGUGUCCUCCAUCGCAUGCGCGAGCAACUGAACAUCGUCAUCAACCUUCAAAUCCAUUUGCGAUCAAUGAUGAAGACGGCGCCAGCACAAUGGUCAUUCUUGCUGUCGAUUCGCCAUCCAGGACAAGUCUCCAUUGAACUGUUACUGGCGCUGUAUGGUCCUCAUUUCAUGCAGAGCAGCAACUUCAGGGCGAUCGAGGAACUUCUUUGGGGCGCGAAGGGGCAUUCUCAGCAGGACGCGCCGUCCAUUGACGCUGCCUCUUCGUCUAGCCCUGCCCUUGUACAGACUUAG
Linnemannia hyalina is the source of this 2265-nucleotide messenger RNA. Lineage: Eukaryota; Fungi; Mortierellomycota; Mortierellomycetes; Mortierellales; Mortierellaceae. The record is from the annotation of a GenBank genome assembly.